UGUUAUUGUUGUUUCAGUUUAUAUAUUGUUAUGAUUGAGAAAGGACGACAUUAAAACGUAAAACACAACGCUAUACUUAUUUAUUCAAUUCAAGUAGACAUUUUGGUGCCGUGGCGAAAAAACUAAGUACGCCGUCAACAAAUACAGAUAAGUUAAAGGGGCAGAGACUAGGAAAUCAGAAAGUUAUUGAGCGAUUAAUCGAAAGAUUGGAAGAAAAUGACAAAUUGCAGUUUGAACCAACCAUCGUUGCAAUAGAGAACCAGUUGGAGAUAAUACGGGGAUUAAAUGAGAAAAUAAUCGCACUAUCAGACGCGGAAUCGACCCCAGACGAGCUGUUGGACUCGCAGAUGUACGUUUUUGACAUGGAAGCGAAGCUUCGGAGAUACCGUCAAAAUCUGCGUGAUCACCCAUCUUCAAGUAGUACAGCCGUCCAUGAUAGUAGUCUGUCGAUGUCCGUUCUGCAGCCAACCGAGCCAUCCAAUACACGCUAUCGAAGCGUAGAGGAAGAACCGCACGCGCCUCUGCAGUUACCUACCCUACCGACAUCAUCCGAAAACGUUAAUUAGUCGUCGCUUCCGGCCUUUCAUCAACCCCGUCAAGUCGCUACGGCCAUCGCUGACACCAACAUAAUGCAACCAGCCCAGAAUAACGUUUAGCACCCAACAUCCGGUGACACAAACACGCAUAACACGCCAUCGCUCAGUGAAAGUUCAAAUCGAUCUGGAGCCGCACAUAACAGAUCUAAGGAAAGGAAUAAGGAGCAGGACGCUCGUUCGACGCCUCAAAAUUUGUCAGAGGCUAUGGGCGGGUCCGGCAAGCCUGAAAAGUCUACCAGAGAAAGUCAAAGCAAUAUUGAAACUUUCGAGUCAUGCAAAACUUUACGACGAGAUGCAGAGAGCGAACCUGUCGCCAUACUUAAGGCGUCGAGCCGAUCUGUGGGAUUAAGCGGUGUUCCUCGGACACCAAGUAAGUUUUCGGCCGACCAUCCCAAGGAUCCCGGGCUGAGUUUAAGCCGCACAAGGAAUGGCUCCUAUACGACGUCAGGUGGCACUCCCCAGGAGCACGGGGUUAGUUUGGAAAACAUUCCCAAACCGUCGGUGAGUUCAAACCGCACCCCAGAUGGACCCAUCGUGAGUUCGAAUAAAACUCCCCAGAAUCUGUCCGAUUACUGGAGCCGACAGAGCCCACUAGCGGAGAGUUUGCCGCGACUGCGGAGCAACCGGAAGUCACUUUUUAACAUCAAAGAGUGCCUGGGAAAAUCAUCGCAAUCAACACCAGUUCGAAAAAGAAGCAGAAGUCACGACUGCCCGGAGCAGACAGGCAAUUUGACAUCGGAGAAUCUUCCGGAAUCUCCAUUUCCGUCCACGAGUUCGGAUUCAAAAUCGCCAUCCAGUCGGAAAUGGCCGGAAACCAACCAUUCAAAAGAUCAGACGACAUCGGAAGCGCUCAAUGCAAGCGUCAUUCCAAAGAGUGCUUGCAAGGACGUCAUUCAAACACCGAGCAAAACACUUAGACGCCAAAACGGCAAAAGCUCAAUAAAUGACAUAAUUAUUUCAUGUAAAAAAGGAAACACUUAUAUGCAAUUCGAAACAUCAGCGCAUCUACUCCACGGAAGAAGACUGACUGGACUUCCAUACAGUGACGCUAAAGCCGUUGGUGAUAGUUCAUUCCCCAACGUUACACGUCGUGAUAUCACACAACGCGCACAAGCUCACGUGCGUCUUAUCGAACAGUACCGUCACCGAUGGGCUCACGAAUAUCUGACGUCACUGAGGGAAUUCCAAACGAAAGACGGCAACAAUCAUCAGACGAUACGUUUGGGCGACGUUGUUAUCGUACAGGACGACUUCAAACCGCGACUUCAGUGGACCCUGGCUGUGGUAGACGAGCUUCUCACCGGAAAUGAUGGGUUGACGAGGGCCGAGCGCCUCGGUACAUCAAGUCGAAUCACCACCAGACCUAUCGUCAAACUAUACCCGCUAGAAGUACACUGUGACGACAACUGACUUUAAUUGUGUGCAAUCAAGUGUUUAACUCUUUCUGGUGUUAUGGACAUUUGAAGUUUUAAAAACAUCAGUAGAUUGAAUUAUUUUAUUUAAAUAAGCAUAUUUUGUAAGUGUAUAUUAACAUUUCGCGACCCGGAGAAUGUUGGGAAUUUAGCGCGCCGUCGUGUGACGCCGCCGUUGGCGCGCCGUUGUGUGACGCCGCCGAAUAACGUCAUAUACAUGCACGUCAUCUUGUUAUUGUUGUUUCAGUUUAUAUAUUGUUAUGAUUGAGAAAGGACGACAUUAAAACGUAAAACACAACGCUAUACUUAUUUAUUCAAUUCAAG
This is a messenger RNA of Dreissena polymorpha, 2332 nucleotides long. RefSeq lists its product as uncharacterized. Lineage: Eukaryota; Metazoa; Mollusca; Bivalvia; Myida; Dreissenidae. The coding region runs from base 801 to 2006 and encodes 401 amino acids. The transcript has 2 exons. The record is from RefSeq and is a predicted model, not a curated record.